CUCUGGUGUCCCGUCCCACGAGCAACGAGAUCAUUUGUGAUUACUUUCUAGGAAGAAAUUGUAAAUGAGUCAAUGACAUAUGAGUCUGAUCUGAAUUUGGACCCACAUGUGAGUGAUGUGAAUUAGUACAGGAUUGCUUUCUGUCGCACGAGCCUCACGCCAGCCACCGACCCAACGGAUACCCAAACACACUCGCUCCUGAUUGGCCCACCGAUGCUUCCCACGGAUCGCGCCCUCAGAAACAAAUCUGGGAUGUUCCUUUCCCCACAAAUCCAACGGCGCUCAGCCCACGUCACGCGGAUCGGCUCUCCUCAGCAUCCCACAGCUAUAAAAGCCGCGCCGAAACCGCUCCAAAAUCCAAACCUUUAGCUGCGUUCCGAUUCCAAACCCAAAUCACGAUUCCCUCCAAAUCCCAUUCCCUCCACCCCAGACCAGCUCGCGAAAUGGACGGCGGCGGCGCGAAGGCGAAGAAGGCGGCUGCUGGGCGGAAGCUGGGCGGCGGCGGGCCGAAGAAGAAGCCGGUGUCGCGGUCCGUCAAGGCCGGGCUCCAGUUCCCCGUGGGCCGCAUCGGACGGUACCUGAAGAAAGGGCGGUACGCGCAGCGCGUGGGCACGGGCGCUCCCGUGUUCCUGGCCGCCGUCCUCGAGUACCUCGCCGCCGAGGUCCUGGAGCUGGCGGGCAACGCGGCGCGCGACAACAAGAAGACCCGCAUCAUCCCGCGCCACCUCCUCCUCGCCAUCCGCAACGACGAGGAGCUUGGCAAGCUGCUGGGCGGGGUCACCAUCGCGCACGGCGGUGUGUUGCCCAACAUCAACCCCGUCCUCCUCCCCAAGAAGGCCGCCGAGAGGGCCGAGAAGGCCGCUGCCGCUGGCCCCAAGUCCCCCAAGAAGGUCGCCGCCAAGUCGCCUAAGAAGUAGUGUCUCGUCUUGCUCUCACUCAUCCCAUUCUGAGAUCAGCUUGUGUUUGUGGUCGUGGACGUCUUUUGCCAUUUUGCAAGUGUGUGUAGCGAUGCGUCGUCUGAACUAUAAUGUGCUAUGAUUGACCUAAGUUCUAGUUUAAUUUCUAGCUCUAGUGGUGCUUGGUGAUGGGUCCCCAUGGAAGUUUAACGGGAACAAGAGGAAGUGUCUUAGCUUUCUUUGAUGCUUAACCAUGCUUCUUAGCAUUUCGCAAGUUUGAUCUCCAUCAUAUCAUAUUUUGCUACAUCUGUGACGCGGGUCCGGCCUCUGCUGCUGCGGCGGCAGUGGCGGCCACGGCAGCCGCCGCAGCGCCUUCUCGCUGCUUCCUCCGUCGUUGUCGUCGCCGCCGCUUACAAUUACCACCCUCGGCCGCUUGGCGCCAGAGCCGCCGCCGCAGCGCAAACCGAGGGCCAAACCGGUCCCGUCGUCGGCGUCGUUACUGGCGCUGAUCUCCCCUCGUCCUCCUUCCGCGCGGAAACUUGCGCGGAUCGCGUUCGCCGCCGGUCCAUGGCUAAGUGACAGAACUGGCCCGGCGGCAGGUACAUCUGCACAGCACACAUGCAUGCGUAAGUGUCAAAGCUCCAUGAAUAUGAAUCCUAGCUAGCUAGGUUCUCUUAUUGUCUGUCUAGACAGACAGACAGAUGAACCGUGCCGUGUGGGUGUGGAGCAUCUAUCCAUCCAUAUGUUACGUAUGUAUGUUACCCGAAAUAAAAUGUCAAAAGUUGACUUUAA
Zea mays is the source of this 1688-nucleotide messenger RNA. Its product is annotated as histone H2A.2.1. Bases 444 to 917 code for a protein of 157 amino acids. Gene Ontology annotation, molecular function: structural constituent of chromatin; protein heterodimerization activity; DNA binding. Gene Ontology annotation, cellular component: nucleosome. The record is from RefSeq and is a predicted model, not a curated record. The transcript has a single exon. Lineage: Eukaryota; Viridiplantae; Streptophyta; Magnoliopsida; Poales; Poaceae.